Messenger RNA from Coprinopsis cinerea okayama7#130, 913 nucleotides. RefSeq names its product CDP-diacylglycerol-inositol 3-phosphatidyltransferase. The record is from RefSeq and is a predicted model, not a curated record. Bases 11 to 775 code for a protein of 254 amino acids. Gene Ontology annotation, molecular function: CDP-diacylglycerol-inositol 3-phosphatidyltransferase activity. Gene Ontology annotation, biological process: phosphatidylinositol biosynthetic process. Gene Ontology annotation, cellular component: Golgi apparatus; membrane. NCBI's taxonomy places the organism in Eukaryota, Fungi, Basidiomycota, Agaricomycetes, Agaricales, Psathyrellaceae. The transcript has 5 exons.
GUUCACCACCAUGACCAAAGCAAACGCAGCAUCCCGUCGACGAAGAGCCUCCCUGGAGCUGGUGGACGCGAAGCAGGCUGUCGACCUUGCCACAGCACAGUCCUACUCUGAAAAUGUGUUCCUGUUCAUUCCAAACCUCAUUGGAUAUUCUCGUAUCAUUUUAGCUGCAUUGGCUUUACACUACAUGAGUUACCACCCCAAGUACUGCACGUUGUUGUAUGGCAUUUCAUGUCUGCUGGAUGCUGUAGACGGACAUGCAGCGCGGGCGUUGGGGCAAACCUCGAAAUUUGGAGCGGUUCUGGACAUGGUGACUGAUCGUUGCACGACCUCUUGUUUACUCUGCUACCUCGCCUCUGCUUAUCCACCAUACGCCCUCUUUUUCCAAUUCCUCAUUGCCUUGGAUUUCAGCAGCCACUACAUGCAUAUGUACAGUUCUCUUGCCACAGGUUCCAGGAGUCAUAAGCUCGUGACCAGUGAUGUUAGCCGCAUCCUUUGGCUUUACUACAAUGAUUCUCGCACCCUCUUCUUCGUCUGUGCUGGCAACGAGUUGUUCUUCGUGUCCCUCUACCUCAUGAAGUGGACCGCCUCAUCAAUAGGCCCCGAGGGCUAUCUUGCCCACUUGUCAUACCCACAACUCAUCGCUAUUCUGACGUUCCCGAUCUUCCUCGUCAAGAACAUCAUCAACGUCGUUCAACUGUGGAAGGCUUCCAAAAUCUUGGUCGGCGUUGAUUUGGCCGAAAGAGAGUCUGCGAGACAGCAGGCCAAGUCUUCCUAAUAUUGCAGACGCGAACGCUGUGCAGCUAUCUUACUUUUCGUAUACGAUAUAUUACUCAAUCUAGUACUAUUACGACUGGAACGAAGGAUUGUACCACUGUAUGUACAGUUCAUUGAUUGUGUUGUUUUCAGUGUGUUG